Molecule: messenger RNA, 6358 nt
Organism: Eublepharis macularius
Lineage: Eukaryota; Metazoa; Chordata; Lepidosauria; Squamata; Eublepharidae
Gene: ROBO2
Product: roundabout guidance receptor 2
Exons: 27
Coding region: 111-4256 (1381 amino acids)
Molecular function (GO): protein binding
Source: RefSeq, a predicted model, not a curated record
GUUUUUGAGUCUCCCUUCACAUACCGUUAGGUGCUGGGAAAAUCGCAACUUCUGCAGCUACUUUUUCCCUUUUCCCUGCCUGGCAUUGGAUUGCUUUUGAAUAUGUUAAAAUGGGGCUGCUAACGCCAUUCCUGCUGUUUGGAUUUGUCCAUUUUCAAGUUUAUGGAUCUCGUCUUCGUCAGGAAGACUUUCCACCUCGAAUUGUAGAGCAUCCAUCAGAUGUGAUUGUUUCUAAAGGAGAGCCAACAACUCUGAACUGCAAGGCAGAAGGAAGACCAUCUCCCACUAUUGAGUGGUACAAAGAUGGUGAACGUGUGGAGACUGAUAAAGAUGACCCCCGCUCACACCGCAUGCUGCUUCCUAGCGGAUCUUUAUUUUUCUUGCGUAUUGUACAUGGGCGCAGAAGUAAACCAGAUGAAGGAAGUUAUGUGUGUGUUGCAAGAAACUAUCUGGGGGAAGCUGUGAGUCGGAAUGCUUCUCUGGAAGUAGCACUGCUCCGGGAUGAUUUCCGUCAAAACCCCACAGAUGUUGUUGUAGCAGCAGGUGAACCAGCCAUUUUAGAAUGUCAGCCUCCUCGAGGACAUCCUGAACCCUCUAUCUAUUGGAAAAAAGACAAAAUUCGGAUUGAUGACAGAGAAGAGAGAAUUAGUAUACGAGGUGGAAAGCUUAUGAUUUCAAACACAAGAAAGAGUGACGCAGGAAUGUAUACCUGUGUUGGCACCAACAUGGUGGGAGAACGGGACAGCGAUCCAGCAGAGCUGACUGUCUUUGAACGACCCACAUUUCUCAGGAGACCAAUCAACCAAGUGGUUUUGGAAGAAGAAGCUGUAGAAUUCAGAUGCCAGGUACAAGGGGAUCCUCAGCCCACAGUAAGGUGGAAGAAAGAUGAUAACGACUUGCCAAGAGGAAGAUACGACAUCAAAGAUGACUAUACCUUGCGCAUUAAAAAGGCUAUGAGCACAGACGAGGGGACAUAUACAUGCAUUGCUGAGAACAGAGUUGGAAAAGUUGAAGCAUCUGCUACUCUCACAGUCCGAGCUCGCCCUGUGGCACCUCCACAGUUUGUGGUAAGGCCACGUGAUCAAAUUGUUGCCCAGGGUCGGACAGUGACCUUUCCAUGUGAAACUAAGGGAAAUCCCCAGCCAGCUGUUUUUUGGCAAAAAGAAGGCAGUCAGAAUCUUCUCUUUCCAAAUCAGCCUCUCCAGCCCAACAGCAGGUAUUCUGUGUCACCUACAGGAGACCUCACUAUUACCAACAUUCAGCGGCCUGAUGCUGGUUACUAUAUCUGCCAAGCACUCACUGUUGCUGGGAGCAUUUUAGCAAAGGCUCAGUUGGAAGUUACAGAUGUUUUAACAGAUAGGCCUCCACCCAUAAUUCUUCAGGGACCCGUAAACCAGACAUUGGCAAUAGAUGGAACAGCUUUGCUGAAGUGCAAGGCUACCGGUGACCCAAUGCCUGUUAUCAGCUGGUUAAAGGAAGGAUUCACUUUCCUGGGUAGAGAUCCUCGAACAUCUAUACUGGACCAAGGAAGUUUGCAAAUAAAGCCUCUACGAAUAUCUGACACUGGUACAUACACUUGUGUUGCUACAAGUUCAAGUGGGGAGACAUCAUGGAGUGCUGUGCUAGAUGUGACAGAGUCUGGAGGAGCAGCAGUCAGCAGAAAUUAUGACUUAAAUGACCUUCCUGGGCCACCAUCCAAGCCUCAGGUCACUGAUGUUACUAAGAACAGUGUCACCUUGUCAUGGCAGCCAGGCACCCCUGGAAACCUUCCUACUAGUGCAUAUAUCAUUGAGGCUUUUAGUCAAUCAGUGAGCAAUAGUUGGCAAACAGUUGCUAACCAUGUAAAAACAACACCUUACACGGUGAGAGGACUUCGUCCAAAUACGAUCUACCUGUUUAUGGUGAGAGCUAUCAACUCACAAGGUUUGAGUGACCCCAGCACCAUGUCAGAUCCUGUCCGAACCCAAGAUAUUAGCCCACCAGCACAAGGAGUGGAUCACAGGCAGGUCCAAAAGGAGCUGGGGGAUGUUAUUGUGCGACUGCAUAAUCCUGUUGUUUUGACCCCUACCACAGUUCAAGUGACCUGGACGGUUGAUCGCCAAUCCCAAUUCAUUCAAGGUUAUAGAGUCAUAUAUCGCCAGACAUCGAGCCUACCCUCUCCAACUGCAUGGCAGACUCUGGAAGUCAAAGUUCCCACUGAGCGUGGUGCUGUCCUAGUGAACUUGAAAAAAGGAGUUACAUAUGAAAUUAAAGUUCGGCCAUAUUUCAAUGAGUUCCAAGGAAUGGACAGUGAAGCAAAAUCUGCCCGAACCACUGAAGAAGCUCCAAGUGCCCCUCCACAGUCUGUUACUGUCUUGACAGUUGGAAACCAUAACAGCACCAGUAUCAGCAUUUCCUGGGAUCCUCCACCUUCAGAUCACCAAAAUGGGAUAAUUCAAGAAUACAAGAUCUGGUGCUUAGCUAAUGAAACGAGAUUUCAUAUCAACAAGACUGUGGAUGCAGCCAUUCGAUCUGUUGUGAUUGGAGGCCUCUAUCCAGGCAUUCAGUACAGAGUGGAAGUUGCAGCAAGUACCAGUGCUGGCGUCGGAGUGAAAAGCGAUCCACAGCCUAUAAUAAUUGGAGGGCGUAAUGAAGUCGUCAUCACUGAGAACAGCAAUAGCAUAACGGAACAAAUCACAGAUGUGGUUAAACAGCCUGCCUUCAUAGCUGGAAUUGGUGGUGCAUGCUGGGUAAUUCUCAUGGGUUUCAGCAUCUGGCUGUACUGGCGCAGAAAGAAGAGGAAGGGACUCAGCAAUUAUGCGGUCACUUUUCAAAGAGGAGAUGGAGGACUUAUGAGCAAUGGAAGCCGUCCAGGUCUGUUAAAUGCAGGGGACCCCAGUUAUCCCUGGCUUGCAGACUCAUGGCCUGCCACCAGCCUGCCAGUCAACAAUAGUACUAGUGGACCAAAUGAUCUUGGGAAUUUUGGCCGUGGAGAUGUGCUGCCUCCAGUGCCAGGCCAAGGAGAUAAAAACGCCACAAUGCUUUCUGACGGAGCCAUUUACAGCAGCAUUGACUUCACGACCAAAACUAGUUACAACAGUUCCAGCCAAAUAACACAGGCCACACCAUAUGCCACAACACAAAUACUGCAUUCCAACAGCAUCCAUGAAUUGGCAGUUGAUUUACCGGACCCCCAGUGGAAAAGUUCAAUUCAACAAAAAAGUGACCUAAUGGGAUUUGGUUACUCUUUACCUGAUCAAAGUAAAGGAAACAAUGGUGGAAAAGGAGGGAAGAAAAAGAAAAACAAAAAUACAUCAAAACCACAGAAAAAUAAUGGCUCUAGUUGGGCCAAUGUCCCUCUCCCACCCCCUCCAGUACAGCCUCUUCCAGGCACAGAGCUAGAGCACUAUGGGGUGGAUCAACAAGAAGCAGGGUAUGACAGUGAUGGCUGGUGCCCUCCUUUACCCGUUCAGACAUACCUGCAUCAGGGAAUGGAGGAUGAGCUUGAAGAAGAUGACAGAGUCCCUACACCUCCUGUCAGAGGUGUUGCCUCUUCCCCUGCAAUUUCUUUUGGGCAACAGUCUACUGCAACACUCACUCCAUCUCCACGCGAGGAGAUGCAACCUAUGCUUCAAGCCCACCUUGAUGAACUGACCAGGGCCUAUCAGUUUGAUAUAGCAAAGCAAACAUGGCACAUUCAAAGUACCACUCAGCCACCUCAGACCCCUGUUCCACCAUUAGGGUAUGUGUCUGGAACUCUAAUAUCAGAGUUGGAAACAGAUAUUCAAGAAGAUGAAGAUGAGGAUGAUGUUGAAGAAGAGGCUAUAGAAAUCACAAGGCCGCUGAGAGGACUAGAGCAUACUCCAGGAUCCAGCAUGGACAAUCUAGACAGCUCUGUGACAGGCAAACCAUAUUCCUCUUCUCAAAGGCCUCGGCCAACCAGCCCAUUUUCUACUGACAGCAACACCAGUGCAGCCCAGAAUCAGAGUCAAAGGCCUAGGCCUACCAAAAAACAUAAGGGAGGCAGAGUGGACCAGCCUCCAUUGCCUCACCGUAGGGAAGGAAUGGCAGAUGAAGAGGCACUGGUGCCAUAUAGCAAGCCUAGCUUCCCAUCCCCAGGUGGUCACAGCUCUUCAGGUACAGCAUCUUCUAAAGGAUCAACUGGACCCAGGAAAGGAGAGGCCAUGCGAGGUAGUCAUCAACGCAAUGCCAGUGACCUUCUUGAUGUAGGAUAUAUGGGAUCAAACAGUCAAGGACAGUUUUCUGGUGAAUUAUAGUAGUUGAAUAUAGACAUCUUGAGCUGCUCUCCAGGGCCACCAAGGUCUGAACUCAUGGAAGUGAUGAUACUAAACAGUGCAAUGAACAUUUUCUUUAUUUAUGUACUUACUAUUAAAAAAACUGUAAAUGCAAUGUAAAGACACACACAGCCACACAUAUCCCACAAAUACUCUGCCUGUGUUCUUCUCUUUACUACACCUUCCACCUUAAUCUAUUUCUUCUCAAGCAUAUAUAAAGAAAAAAAUCACCCUCCAGGAUGAAAUGGAUUUCCCUUGUACAUAAUUUCUUUUUAUUGCAUUGCUAUGCAACCUCACCUUUUAGCUAUGUUCAUAUUAUUGUCUGUUCUUAUUGGUCUGUUGUACUAUAUGUGAAUUAAUAGGCUGUGGUGCCAUAUAAUAACUUUUAAUUGUGUAACUUCUUAUGUUUAAAGUUUGCACUGCAAUUUUUUGUUGGUGAUAAGCACAAAACCCUUACUCCUCGUGACAUGAAGAAAAAGACUGAAUGUGAAAGGAGUCUAUGUACUGUAAGCUAUGUCGGAUAAUGAUGGAUGUAAUGAAUUAUGUUAGGUGGUUUUCCAUUUGGGUGUAGAUUUAGGAAGAUGACUUACAAAACUGAUGUUGGCAAAGACUUACUGGGGCAUCAGAGAUGGAAUACUAUCGGAAAUAGUAAGCAACAUGUUGCUUUUACCAUUUUAAAAAGGGGUCAAAUGAUGGAAGUGUGAGUUUCAAGACCAGACUAGAUCUACAAGAGCCUCUUCUCUUUUUAGUAUCUGUUUUCAUUUGCUCAACACAGUUGAACUUGCCUCAAAGGAAAGAAGCUAAGGUGUUUCACUAAAGCUGUUUUUAUAUAUAUUACAGUUUUAAAAGAAUUACUAUAUGAUUGAGUCACUAUCUUACUCCCCCCCCUUUCCAGGAAACACAAACCAUACAAGCUAGAGGAAUAUCUAGCAAAGUUAAAGAUGCAAUUUAUGACUGAAAUAUAUCCAAGCUGCUUCCAAAAACGUUAGUCUAUUUUAGUUCAUCUUUCCAAUACAUGUACAGUACAAUGGAAGGUGUAGAGCUGCAUCACUUGAAAUUCAUGGCAUAAUUGUUUUUAUGCAGGCUAAGACUUUUUUGUAUUGUAUUACCUAAAAUUGUCAUACAUUGACAAUUAGUUUGUAUGUAAACCUUGGGUUACAAUGUUUGAAAAGAAAGCAAUGAUAAAUUUAUGCUUAGUUUGAAGUUAAUAUGUCUUUUGGCAAUGCAGUAAAUUAUUGGAAACUCAAUAGAAAAAAACCCAUCUUUGACCUAUUUUUGAUGAGUACAUUUCAAGCCUCUUCUUAUGAAAACAAGAUGCAUGUUUAUACACUUUUUGAAUAAACCAAACUCUCUGUAAGUGGACAUUAACAAAAGCAUCCUGUCUCAUCAUUAGUUCUCAUGACUUUCGCCAGCUUCUCUACAGUAUUUUAGUUCUUUGUUAGAAAUGCUGUACAUGUAUAUCAAAUGCAUUAAAAUUUUUAUUUAAAGUUUACAUCACAGAGCUUACUUCAUUUAGUAACAUCAUUAUUACAAAUUUGCAUUCAAAGACAUCUGAAGUAGAAUCAGUUCAUGUUGAUUUAUAUUUUGCCUUGGCAUUCACGCUGCCAUUAACAGAAGUACACAUUUAGACGAGCCUAUCAAUCUGCUAAAUAUGUUUUACAUUUUAUUACAUUACAUUGAUAAGAUAGAACAUUGUCAUUACCAGUUUUAAGUCAGCACUGUCAAAUGUCAGUUUAUCUUAUUUACUUAUGAUCAGGGCAGUGGUGAACCAAAAAAAAAAAAAAAAGACAAAAGCAAGGACAAUUUAUUUUUGGUGUAUAUGUGACCAAGGAAUUUUAUGUAAUUUUAUUGGUUACUUAAAUGCUGGAUACAGUUAAAGCCAUUAUUUUAUAAAUGUAUAGAAAUGUUCAACAAAUGUAUAAAAUGGACUUUUUUCUUUCUAGAACUUAUUGAUGAUAAGCAAAAUGUUCCAGCAAUAGUAAUGUGUGUACAAAAACCAGGUUUUGUGCACAUAUCUGCGUGAUGGGCUGCUGUUAAAGGGGAGAAAUGCCCCAAACCUAGCAAUUUUCUUGAAUGACUGCAUA